AUGGCGGAAGGCGAGGAUGACAGCGCGAGCUCCAGCAGCGGUCUCGGCCUCUCCUCGUCGGAUUCAGAGCAGGAAUCGAAGGCGCCGGUAGAGUCUCCAGCUCCAGCGGCGAUUCCAAAGCGAAAAAAGGCUUCAAAGAAAGGAGACUUGAGCUUCGCGGACUUGGCAAAACACGGGUACUCCAGUGGGCCAUCAGUUUUAAAUGUUCCAGCUCCGAAUCGCAAUGCCAACUUUGAGAGCAAUUGGUCGUGGUCUGGUGGGAAGCAAAAGACCGACGAAGAGAGGCAAGCCGAAGAGGUCGAAAAUAUUGAUGAGCGAGAGCGAACUCGAGAGAUUGUCAACACUGGCGCCGAAAAGUUCGCUGAAAAUACUUUCAACGAGUACCAAUUCGCAAAGAAGCAACGCAGGGACGCUGCAGCGGAGCAACGGGCUCAAACUUUCUCCAAGAAGGAAAAACGAAAGAGAGACCUCGGUCAGGCGAGCAGGGGGAAGAGCUACGUUGAGGAAGAGAAACGCUUGCUGCGCGACCGUGGCGUUUACUCUGGAUUCGACUAA
Molecule: messenger RNA, 555 nt
Organism: Selaginella moellendorffii
Lineage: Eukaryota; Viridiplantae; Streptophyta; Lycopodiopsida; Selaginellales; Selaginellaceae
Exons: 3
Coding region: 1-555 (184 amino acids)
Source: RefSeq, a predicted model, not a curated record